Actinia tenebrosa (Australian red waratah sea anemone) is the source of this 2636-nucleotide messenger RNA. RefSeq names its product adenosine receptor A1. NCBI's taxonomy places the organism in Eukaryota, Metazoa, Cnidaria, Anthozoa, Actiniaria, Actiniidae. Gene Ontology annotation, cellular component: dendrite; plasma membrane. Gene Ontology annotation, molecular function: neurotransmitter receptor activity; G protein-coupled serotonin receptor activity. The record is from RefSeq and is a predicted model, not a curated record. Gene Ontology annotation, biological process: chemical synaptic transmission; G protein-coupled receptor signaling pathway, coupled to cyclic nucleotide second messenger.
CAAAUUUCAUAGUAAAAAAAAAAAGACAUUCAAAUGAUAUAAUAUUCUUAAAAAUUGGAAUCUCUAACUUAUACCGUUUUUCUUUCUUUUCUUUUCUUUGAUUUUAAUUGCACGCGGUUUUAUCUUGCAUCAGUUGGAAGUUGCACGCUCGGCUGGGGACCAGUAAACCAAACAAAAGGCACUCUCCAUACCUGUGCUGCGACAGUUUUGACUAACAUUUUAGGCUAGCUACCAGCAUUGCAAUAUUACCCUUGCUGUUCUUUGCUGAAACCGAAGGUAACAAGAAAAAAACCCAAAAAACUUCAAGGACCAUCAACAACAGUCAACAAAACAUACUGGUUUUGCGGAAGAAAUGUGAAGAGCAAGAACCAAGAAUAAACCUACCAACGUCAGAACGUUUCAAUGUCAGUUAUGAACCUAACAGAGGACCAAAAAAGCCUAUAUGCCUUGCCGCAAGGAAACAAGUCUGGAAUUUUCACAUUUUGUCGGCCGACUUCUGAAGUCAACGUGCUGAUUGCUGUGCACUCAGUCUUAAUCUUCGUUAUCGUCGCUAUUAAUUCAAUCAUCAUUUGUACCUUUGCAAAGAACAGGAAAAUUAGAACUGUUACUAACUACUUCUUUGCAAGUCUGGCCGUUUCGGACACUUUGGUUGGGUGUGUGUCUAUUCCAAUGUGGAUAUAUAUGUUUGUUUUUCCGCUUCAUAACAAUUGCAGUCUGCCCGGUGUUAGGUUUAUGGAAGUUUACAGGUUUAUGGAUAUAUUCAGUGCACUUUCAUCCACUGCGCACUUGAUGGCCAUAAGUUGUGAGCGCAGUUUGGCUAUUACGAGACCCCUGUGGCACAGGGCUUGCUCCAAGAAUUUUUUCUACGCUCUUCUAGUUAUCGCGUGGUUGUACGGCCUUAUAACAAGUGGUCUCAUUGUCGCUGACUUCUCUAAGUUCUGGAUACGGUAUCGCGCCAUUGCGGUCUUUGUAGCCGGUUUUUGUGUUCCUCUUAUAACAAUUAUUAUCUUAUACGCCAUGACCUACAAGAGUGUUAAGUCAUACGUUCAGCGCAGGAGAAGUAAUUCUGCUGGAAAUCUCCAAAAGUACAUUCACAGGGAAAAGAGAACUGCUGUAACGGUUGCUUUUGUACUUGUGGCUUUUAUUCUGGCAUGGCUUCCUUUCUUCGUUGUCUCUCUUGUUGCAACAUUUUGCAUGACGUGCGGAAAGGCCAUAUUUGGCUUUACACCAGUCAUCAAUUUUGUCAAGGUUCUUCACUACUGCAACAGUGCUAUAAACCCCUUCAUUUACACGUUCAGGAACGCAACUUGGAAGAGAGCGUUUUUGAGAGUAGUUCUACCUUGUAUGAAAAUCCCAGACGAAAAACUAAUACGCGCACAAUGGCAAUCAACGGUCAGGGGAAGUGGUAUUACAAAGAAAAGCUUAUCUGGGACUACCUUUGAAAGAAAAUCACGAAAUCAGUCUUCCGAUGUCAGAAAUGAAAAUUAUAAAUGUCGAAUUUCCCUAUUUUCACUUAAACCUAAGUAAAACUAUGACGAUAUACGGGAAUGUAUAUUCCAAUAUUUGAUUGUUCAGUAUCAAGAGAUAUGAAUCUUGUAUCUGAAUUGUGACUACAUAUCUUAAGGGUUCUUUUGAGCCAUGUGAAGAAUAAUGUUUUUUCUGACAUUCUGAAUGGGUAUUAACAGAUAAUGUUCAGUUUGUUUUCGGUAUUAGAUCGUUUACGCAUGCCGGAUUAUGUACCACAGAAAUGGUGUGCUUCGAAAUGAAAAAAAAUUAGUUAUAGCUUACUAUCAAAUUCAAUGUCAGAUGUGAGAAAAUUUAUCCGAUAAUACGUAAGUAUCUUAAUUUAUUAGAUCGAACUUGAGUUUUUAUCUUAUCAAAACUUAUAAGAUCUUUGGAAUUGGGCAUUAGGCUUAUAGUAUAGAUCAUAUGAAAAACGAGCGUAAGACUGGGAACGAGCACCACGAACAAUUAAUGAUUUCAAAAAUAUAUUUUCAUUACAAGAAAGACCAUGUCUAUGAUUAGUAAUUUCGGAAAGUUCUGUUGUCAUAUAUUAAAUCCCUGAAGAGUAAUAAGCAUUUGAAUUGUAACGAAAACAUGAUAGCGAUGCUGGUAGGCCCUUGGUUGUUGUUUCUAUACAAACCUUUCUAAUUUCAAACAGCUGGGUUCUAUACACAAAGUUGAAGAAUCGUUGUCGGGUUCAGAAACAUAGAACAUAGAAGCUGAGACCGAAAUGGCACAUGGGAAAUACGUUGAUUAGAUGCAUGCUGUGACCGGCGACCCGUGGCAUCAUCCACUCUCAAACGCAGGUCUUCUGAAUACGCGUUUGGCAUUCUAAACCGACUGCAUGGAUGGCGCAAAUGAAUAAAUUAUAACAUAAUUAUGUCAUUUCCCAUGUGCCAUUUCGGUCUCAGCUCUUAUGUUCUAUGUUUCUGAACCCGACAAUGAUUCUUCAAUUGAGUGUAUACUCGUUCUGAUGAAAGCAAUGUUGUCUUCUAUAAAUGAUGAACUAAGGUAUCUCAAGCAACACAAAGGGACAAAAAAGGGAUCCUUUCUUAUAUGGUCUAUAGUGGGCAGUGACAGACUUUGAUCACUUGAUCCAGCUUCAUUGUGAAUAAUAGUUUUUCUAUUUUCCA